AUGGCGACACGCCAGAGCUCGGGUCAACUUGAUCCUACCUCGCUUGAUGGCAAUUUUAUCGUAUUGCCAGACCAGAACGAUAUGCCAGAAGUCUUUCGAAUGCCUUACUGCAACAAUCUGAACCUCCAUGAAAUCUCCGUCGACGAGUUACAGCAUCACUAUGCGUCCGGUGCACUGUCCACCUCUGACUUUGUCAAGUUCUGCUUGGACAGAAUUCAGAAGAUCAACCCGUACCUCGAAUGCGUGAUCGAAACGAACCCCGAUGCUCUUGACCACGCCGCUGCGCUGGAUGAAGAGCGGAAGCAGCGGAGAAUACGAGGCCCACUGCAUGGCAUCCCCGUGCUCAUCAAAGACAACAUCGCCACGGCGGAUAAAAUGCAAACAACGGCUGGCUCAUGGGCACUCCUGGGAUGUAUUGUGCCCAAGGACGCACACAUCGUCCGUCUGCUACGUGAGAGCGGUGCCGUCAUCAUAGGCAAAGCGAACUUGGACGAAUGGGCCGGCAUGAGAGGGAGCAUCUAUGCACUAGGGUAUUCAGCGCGCGGGGGCCAAACUCGGAAUCCUUACAUGUUGAACCGCUCUGCAAAUGGCAGCAGCUCAGGCAGCGCCGUGAGCGUGUCAGCCAACAUUGUGCCCCUCGCUUUUGGCACCGAGACCGACUGUAGUGUCAUCUCGCCGGGCAUGGUGUGCGGCGUGGCCGCGAUCAAACCGACUGUUGGCCUCACAUCGCGCGGAGGCGUCAUUCCCAUCUCCGAGACCCAGGAUUCCGUCGGGCACUUCGGCCGCUGCGUUGCCGACGUGGCUCGAGCCCUCGACGUCGUCGCCGGUCCAGAUGCGGAGGACAAGUUCAGCACGCAGCCAGGGAGACGUCAGCCGAAGAGUUACUACGACUGCCUCACUGAUCGGCAUGCACUCAAGGGGGCAAGGUUCGGUCUGCCCAUGAGAUGUUUCUGGGACGUUGCGCCCUCGCCCCAACGACUCGUUGCAGGGAAGGUGUUGGGCCUCUUGAAGGAGGCGGGUGCUGAAAUCGUGCCCGUCGACAUGCCGUGCGCGGAAGAGAGGAUGGGCAGAGACGGCAUAUGGGACUGGGAACGAUACGGCGAAGACAAGCCCGAGAUUUCCGAAAUCACAGUCAGCAAAGUGCAGACCUACUAUCUGAUGAACGUGUACCUCAGCAAACUGAAGAAGACGCCCAUAAAGACCCUCGAAGACGUCGUCCGGUUCAACGACGAAAACCGCGGCAGCGAGGGCGGCAAGGCCGGUGACCUCCCCAUGUUUCCUGACGGGCAACGGCUCUUCCGCAAAUGCAUCGACACAAAAGGGAUCAAAGACGAGACCUACAACGCCGCACUGAAGCAUAUCCAAUCACAGUGUCGGCAGAACGGCAUCGACGCGGCAUUGAAGGGUUACAGAGAGGAAAGCACAAAACCUUUCAUUGAGUUCGACCAAGCCCUGAGCUACGUGACCAGGGUGAAGACUCGCUUCACCAUGCAGCCCGAAAUCUACAAACAAUUCCUACAGCUCCUGCAAACCUACCAGCGCGAAUCGAUACCACGAAGCGAAGUCUACGACAAAGUUACGCGGAUAUUCGCAUCUGCUCCAGACUUGGUAGCCGAGUUUGCAGAAUUCCUCCCGGAGCCGUCAUCUCAAGUAGAUGCAGAGGGGAAACAAAUCGACGCGCUCCUCUUCUGCGACGUUAAGGCCGCGGGUAUUCAAAUCGCCGCUCAGGCCGGCUAUCCCGUGAUGACUAUCCCUAUCGGCUUGGAUCCAGAUGGCAUGCCCGUCCCGCUGACGCUCCAGCACACGGCAUGGCAAGAAGACAAGCUGAUCAAGUGGGCAAGCGCGAUUGAAGAUCUGCUGGCCAAUUAUAACGAGGAGCAUGGCAUCCCGGCGACCGAGCGGUGGAAACGACUGGGCCGGGUCCCGCCGACGUACAUGAAUCAUCUGAGGAAGAAUAUCCCGACGGACAUGGAUUACCAGUGGCCCGGACGGCAUCGUGACCAUGCUGGUGCGCCGAGCUGGGUGGGAGAGUAG
Molecule: messenger RNA, 2034 nt
Organism: Cladophialophora yegresii CBS 114405
Lineage: Eukaryota; Fungi; Ascomycota; Eurotiomycetes; Chaetothyriales; Herpotrichiellaceae
Exons: 6
Coding region: 1-2034 (677 amino acids)
Biological process (GO): regulation of DNA-templated transcription
Source: RefSeq, a predicted model, not a curated record